This is a messenger RNA of Miscanthus lutarioriparius, 1827 nucleotides long. Lineage: Eukaryota; Viridiplantae; Streptophyta; Magnoliopsida; Poales; Poaceae. The record is from the annotation of a GenBank genome assembly.
AUGAACGGGUGCGCGCCGGGCGCCGGGGACCGCGGCGCGGUGUGCGUGCGCGAGGCGCGGGCGCUGCCGGCCGCGCCGGCGCCGCACGACGCCGUGGGCCAGCUCAGGGCCGCCGUGGACGCGCUCAUCGGGUCCGAGGCGCCGCCGCCGGCCGCGCCCUCCGGCAUCAUCCGCAUCGAGGUGCCCAUCAGGCAGCGGGUGGACGCCAUCGAGUGGCUGCACGCGCAGACCGCGCUGCCCCGCUGCUUCUUCUCGGCCCGGGCGCCGUUGCCCGACGCGCCUGCGCUCGCCGGCACCAGCAGCUGCGGCAACGGCAACGGCAAUGGCCAUCGGCAGCAGCUGGUGAGCGUCGCGGGCGUGGGCUCGGCGGUCUUCUUCCGAGGGACGGAGCCCUUUUCUCUCGCUGAUUGGCGCGCAAUCAAGAGAUUUCUUCCAAGGGACUGUCCACUGAUCCGUGCAUAUGGCGCCAUCCGUUUCGAUGCCACGAGUGAUGCUUCAGUGGAGUGGGAGGACUAUGGCUCAUUCUACUUCAUUGUUCCUCAAGUUGAGUUCAAUGAGCUCGAGGAAAGCUCCGUCCUUGCGACGACAAUCGCUUGGGAUGACUCGCUUUCAUGGACAUGGCGGAACGCCGUGGAGGAGCUCCAAUCAACUCUGCGAAAGAUAUCGACUUGUUCUGUUCAAGGGAACAAGACCAGCCUACAAACAGCCAUAGUAAGUCUCAAUCAUGUCCCAACCAAGGCAUCUUGGGAUCUUGCAGUUACUAAAGCUCUUCAGAUGAUCAAAGGGAGGCAAAGAGAAUUGGUAAAGGUUGUACUGGCAAGGUGUAGCAGAUACAUUACUGAUACUUGCAUUGACCCUGUGGAACUGCUAGCUUGCUUGAAGGUUGAGGGCCAAAAUGCUUAUCAAUUCUGCAUACAACCACCAGAUGCUCCUGCGUUUGUUGGAAAUAGCCCAGAGCAACUAUUUCACCGGAAACACUUGAAUAUUUCCAGUGAGGCUCUAGCUGGUACUCGAGCAAGAGGAAAAACAAGGGCAGAUGACUUUCAAAUCGGUCAGGAUUUGCUUCUAAGUACCAAAGAGGAUAUCGAAUUUACUAUAGUACGGGACAGCAUAAAGAACAAGUUGGAGAUGAUCUGUGAUGAGGUGGUUGUCCAUCCCAGCAAGGCUCUGCGGAAACUUCCAAGAGUACAGCAUUUGUCAGCGCAGUUAGCUGCGAGAAUAAGGAACGAAGAUGAUGAGUUUGAGAUUCUAAAUACUCUUCAUCCGAGUCCAGCUGUUUGUGGCUUGCCAACUGAAGAGGCACGCCGAUUCAUACGAGAUCAUGAAAUUUUUGACCGUGGAAUGUAUGCCGGUCCUGUUGGUUGGUUUGGAGGAGCUGAAAGCGAGUUUGCUGUUGGGAUUAGAUCAGCGUUACUUGGAAAAGGUCACAGCACUUUAGUGUACGCCGGUGCGGGGAUUGUUGAAGGUACAAAUCCAUCUUUUGAAUGGGAUGAACUUGAUCUCAAAGCAUCUCAGUUUGCAAAGCUGUUGCGGUACCAAGAACAACAUAUUCGCUACCAAGAGGCUGAAAAUUUGGGAACAGGGCAGGCCACCAUAGUGAUAGAACAGCAGCAGCAGCAUGAGGAGGUAUCCGACGGCGACAAGCGCGACCAACCUGGCGUCGUCCCUGGCCAGGUACGCGGAGAAGGCCGAGUGGACGGUGAGCACAGCGAGAGCCGUCAGCCGGAGCCAUGGCGCGGCGCGAUCGCCAUGAGCUGCAAGGGAGGAGGAGGAAGAAGCAUCGCCAGCUCUCCUGGUGUUCUUGGAUUUCUUGGCCAUGGAUGGUGA